Tarenaya hassleriana is the source of this 1689-nucleotide messenger RNA. RefSeq names its product probable pectate lyase 8. The coding region runs from base 111 to 1361 and encodes 416 amino acids. The record is from RefSeq and is a predicted model, not a curated record. Gene Ontology annotation, molecular function: pectate lyase activity. Lineage: Eukaryota; Viridiplantae; Streptophyta; Magnoliopsida; Brassicales; Cleomaceae. The transcript is spliced from 7 exons.
UACUCUUCCUCUUCCUCUUCUUCUUCUUCGAACACAAAGAUAGACCGACAAAAUCUUCUGUUUCAGACACACCCAGAGAGAGAGAGAGAGAGAGAGAGAAGAAGCCAACAAUGGCAGAUUCAAAGCUUGUCUUCUUCGCCUCUGCAUUGUUACUAACAAUGCUCUUCAUUCGCGUGAACUCAUCAAGGUCUAAUGAAACAUGGCAUGAACACGCAGUCGAGCAUCCAGAGGAAGUAGCUGCGAUGGUUGACAUGAGCAUCCGCAACAGCACCGAGCGGAGGAGAUUAGGGUACUUUUCCUGCACGACCGGGAACCCGAUCGACGAUUGCUGGAGGUGUGACCGGAAAUGGCAACUGCGGAGAAAGCGUCUCGCCGACUGCGCCAUCGGGUUCGGCCGCAACGCCCUCGGAGGCCGCGACGGUCGCUACUACGUCGUGAGCGACCCGGGCGACGACGACCCGGUCAACCCGAGACCCGGAACCCUCCGUCACGCCGUGAUCCAAGACGAGCCACUCUGGAUCGUCUUCAAGCGCGACAUGGUCAUAACCUUAAAGGAAGAGCUCAUCAUGAAUAGCUUCAAGACCAUCGAUGGCCGUGGAGUCAAUGUCCACAUCGCGAACGGUGCUUGCAUCACGAUCCAGUUCGUGACGAACAUUAUCAUCCAUGGGAUUCAUAUACAUGAUUGUAAGCCCACAGGUAACGCCAUGGUCAGGAGCUCACCGUCGCAUUACGGAUGGAGAACAAUGGCCGAUGGUGAUGGGAUUUCGAUUUUUGGGUCGAGUCAUAUCUGGGUUGAUCAUAAUUCUCUCUCAAAUUGCGCCGACGGGCUCAUAGAUGCCGUGAUUGGUUCCACUGCCAUCACCAUCUCCAACAAUUACUUCACUCACCACAAUGAGGUUAUGUUAUUGGGACACAGCGAUACCUACACAAGGGAUAAGGUGAUGCAGGUCACUAUUGCUUACAACCAUUUUGGUGAGGGCCUUAUCCAGAGAAUGCCCAGGUGUCGGCAUGGAUAUUUCCACGUUGUAAACAACGACUAUACACACUGGGAAAUGUAUGCAAUCGGUGGAAGCGCUAGUCCCACCAUUAACAGCCAGGGCAACCGGUAUCUCGCACCGGCAAACCCUUUUGCCAAGGAGGUGACGAAGAGAGAUUACGCAGGGCAAUCCCAGUGGAAGAACUGGAACUGGAGAUCGGAGGGGGACCUCUUCUUGAACGGAGCUUACUUCAGGCAGUCCGGUGCAGGGGCUGGUUCAAGCUACGCUCGAGCUUCGAGCUUAGCGGCCAAGUCGUCUUCCCUGGUCGGAAGCAUCACUUCCAAUGCCGGUGCUCUUAUCUGCAGGGGCGGUCGCCGAUGUUAGCCCUCUCACUCUCUGGAGACAGACAUGGAAAUGAGCAAACGAAGCUCCCAUACGGUGGAUAAAGUAUCAUUUUUCACCUCUUCUAUUUUCCAAAUUAGAUAUAAAAAAGUUCAAACAAAGUCCACCAAUUUCAGGCCCUUUGUUUUCUUUUUAAUCUCUUCUGGUUCUUGUGUUACACUUGGAAAUAGUGCUACUUGCAUAUGCAGAGGCCUGAUUUGAAUGGCCUCAACUGUAUUAUAAAGCUGUAAUGAUUAUUCUUUCACCUCCAUUGAUGUAUCUGUGAAGUAAAAAAAAAAGGAGUGAUGUUUCUUGCCUGUGGGUUUAUUUA